Molecule: messenger RNA, 3647 nt
Organism: Gracilinanus agilis (Agile Gracile Mouse Opossum)
Lineage: Eukaryota; Metazoa; Chordata; Mammalia; Didelphimorphia; Didelphidae
Gene: AIF1L
Product: allograft inflammatory factor 1 like
Exons: 6
Coding region: 62-526 (154 amino acids)
Biological process (GO): ruffle assembly; actin filament bundle assembly
Cellular component (GO): actin filament; ruffle membrane
Molecular function (GO): calcium ion binding; actin filament binding
Source: RefSeq, a predicted model, not a curated record
GGAGUCCGCAGCCCACUCCACUGACUCUCCUUCGGAGCCUUCACCCCAGAGAAUCCGAAAGAUGGAUUUUGGCAUGUCUGUUGCCCUGAGCAAGAGAUUCCAAGGAGGGAAAGCAUUCGGCUUGCUGAAAGCCCGGCAGGGGAGGAGGCUAGAGGAAAUUAACAGGGAAUUUCUCUGUGACCAGAAGUACAGUGAUGAAGAAAACCUGGAGGAAAAGCUCACUGCCUUCAAGGAAAAAUAUAUGGAAUUUGACCUGAACAAUGAAGGAGAAAUUGACUUGAUGUCCCUGAAGCGGAUGAUGGAGAAGUUGGGUGUCCCAAAGACCCACCUGGAGAUGAAGAAGAUAAUCUCCGAGGUGACAGGUGGGGUCAGUGAUACCAUUUCCUACAGGGACUUUGUGAAUAUGAUGCUUGGAAAACGUUCAGCGGUCCUCAAGCUAGUCAUGAUGUUUGAAGGAAAAGCCAAUGAGAAUGCCCCCAAGCCUGUUGGCCCCCCUCCUGAGAGAGACAUUGCCAGCCUGCCCUGAAGCCCCUGAUCUGCCAGCUCUGCCUGCUUCCCCACCCAGCACCCAGCUAGGUUUCUUGUGUCUCCUUAAGACUUUUCUUGUUUAUUCCUUUUUGCUUUGUGUUUUUUGUUUGCUCCUUGUUGGUUUGUUUUUCUUUCAUUUUUUACUUUAGAAAAUUUUAGUGAUUUUUUUUUUAAGGCACAAACUAAUCUGCCUUAGGGGAGUUAGGAAUGGGAGGAAUCCAGUGCCUUUGGUCCCCUCCCUUUUGCAGAAGGUCUCAUCUAACUUGAGAUGAAUGUUGGGGUAUCACUGAUGUCAAACCAAAUACCCAUCCUUUGAGACCACUAUUUCCUUUCUUCUAUAAGGUCUCUGAGUGAAAUUAGAUGUACUCUAAACUCCAUUGUGAGAUAAAGGUCUUAGAUUUAGGACCUGUAGAUAUUUUCCCACUUCUAGUAGCUUUUGGGGUGAUUUGAGCCAGAUUUUCACUUUAUCUGCCUCUUAAUGUCACCAUCAGGAAUCUAUGGCUUCUUGAUGGUUUGCCUUCUUUUUGAACAGAAUGGUAGGAGUCCUGGAGCAUAAGCUAAACAGCUGGCUACCACUAAGGUUUUCCCCAUCUGCUCUAUGGUCUCAGAUGCUCCUACACUUCUCUGCCUUCAAGAGCUCCUGCCAGUCAGCCUUUCAAUUUGGUAUAAUCCAGGUCUCCUGUGUUUUUUUGCUAGCUCUAAGCCCCCAGUUUCUGUCAUCAUGAGUGAAGGGAAGUGAAGGUGCUAAAAUCAAGCUGCCAGGAUUGAGAAGGGAGAGAGUGUGGAAGAAAGAGCUAAAACGUUGAGCCCAACAGAGUAUCAUGAGAAAGUUACAACAUCCUGAGGGGCCAAUGAUAACCCUUGGGGGACGGCGGGUAGAACAAGCAAGCUCCUCAGUGGGUGAGAUAUGAAUGGAAUUGUUGGACCAGGCUAGAUGCUGUCUUUUCCUGGGGCAAGAAAGAUAUGAGAAAAAGAGGAGGGGCUUUUAGAGACCUCCCUUCUAACUCUAGAUCUGUGACCCUCCCUGGGAGUCAGCACAGUCUUAGACCCAUUUCAAGAGAGGUUCUUGAGAACAGCAUCAUAGGCUAGUGGGGAACUGAGAAAUCCCAGUACCAAAAUAUCAUCCCUGACUCCAUAUGAAGAACUAGCAUUGGGACCCCAGGGAGGAGGAGACAGCCCUUCUGGCCAUGACCUGGUGGUUUUUUACUCCCUGUGUAAAGUUUUAAUGCCUCUUGAUAGCAAAGGCCCAGUGUCUUGCAAACCUCAGCUGGCCUUUGUUUUCAAAUUGCCCCUCAACUUUCUCUGAGCAGGAUAUCUGUGAUGCAUUCCAAAGGCAUCAUAUUCUAGAAACAGACUUUUGAAUUUUAGCUCUAAGGGAUUUUGGAACAUAGGAUAUUAGAUCUGAGGACCCUCUGGUCCUGCUGCAUUUUUAGAAAAUAGCUGAGACUGGUACUAUCUCUUUUGGAAGAAAAGGAGAGAAAGAGGUAGCCAGAAGGAUUCUAAGUUAUUGCUUUGUGUAAAUCCCACACUAGAUGAGGAUGACUGAGAACCUCAGUACAUAACCUUUAUAGUCUAGCAUUAGCAUGAGGAAUCCAUUUGCCCGGUCUAUCCAAUUUACUCCCAAGGACUUCUGCUUCCUGUCCUCCUAAGAUUCAGAAAGCUAAACCUUUGAAAUUCUUGAAGGAAAUUAAAAUAUUAGUCUCUUCACCCAUGGUUAGCAGGCAAUGAGUACCCUUAAAUCUAAGCUGCCUGACCUUGUGCAAUUCCCCUCUGGAAGCAAUGGGUCUGUGGAAGGGGCUUAUUGCAUAGAAUUAACCUAUGACAGGAUGGCUAUCCAAAGCCCAGGGCAGCAACCAUUUCGGAAUGCCAGCUUAGUAGCCUUUACCAAGAAACUCUGUAGAACCAGAGCACUGUAGAAAAUGUGACAAAUAUGGACUUUGUCUAUAUGGCUAGGUCCCUCUGGUAGAGUAGGGGUGGCUCUGUGUUAAUAGAUUAUUUGGUAUUGUUCACAAUGACUGUAUAAGAGGGAGAAAGGCUCUGGAAAAUGUAAGUAGUCCUAUCUAUGAAUAUUAGGAUGAAAUAACUGAAUGUCCCCUAUUCUGAGUAGGGCUUAGCCUGUAUCAUGUCUUCCUCUGAUCUUAAUUUAAUUGUGAUAGAUGCUGCUAAGCAAAGGACUUUCUGAAUUAGCUUGGAGACAGGGUGAAUAGCCUAGGAAAGUGAGAACUAUGCCAUUAUAUCAUGUGGGCUUACCCGGUCCUGACAGGUUCAGGAGCAAAGAAAACUUUUUGGCUAUGAGUGAUUGAAUUUUGGCCUAAAUAACUGCCAGUAUGUACAGACAUAGUUGAAGUUUAACCUUUGAAACAUUCCUACCUGCAAAUUGUACCCUUAUUAUUAUUUCCUUGAGACAACCAACAGAGUGAGCAGCUGGUCCAAAACACCAUUUCCCUCUCCUCCCCACCUUUUAAACUGUUGUCUUUUUCCCUGGGAUGUGCUUUAAGCAAGAUGAAGUCUAUUUUGGCAUCCCUGUCAGAUAACAGUGCAAAUGAUUAUGCCUUAGAAGUAAGGAAAGAAGGAGCUGGGCUUCUUUCAGUGGGUUUUGUGGCUUUCUAUGACCCCAGGAAAGCCUUGGGGAUUGAUUCCUUCUACUCCUGCAAGAAAUGGGAGCAAGUGAUUUGUUCACAAGCUCUGAAAAAGAGGUACAAAGGAAGGGGUCUCUUUGAAAGGGGUCUUCAGAUAAACCACAUCAACUCCUUCUCUGUGGCUCUUUGAGACUCAAAACCUGUUGGGAUUACCCUUCGCACAGAGCCAUUUCUGGGAAGGGUGAUACCUUGGAUGGAUGUGGGGAACUGCUCCCUGCCUUUGGAACUCAUCUUUUCUGCUGUGGACUUACAAGCUCUGGACUUUCAUAUCCUGACUUUUUACUUUUGAAAGACCAAAUCUGACCAACAUAUAACUCAACCAGAUUCUGCCAAGGGCUUGGGCCCUUUCUUAUGACUGAAAAGGAAGUGUUCACCAGAGCUGAGUAAAGUGUUUAUUUGUAUGUUUGUGUGUCUGGGGAGGGGGGAACACAAGGGAGAAGGGUCAUUUCUAUAGACUGAAAAUAAAUUGGAUGAAAUGGU